AUGGAACUAGUUAUGGAGAGCGUGAAGGAGAAGUGCAAGAGUGUUUGGGGGCGAUGCAAGCGAUGCAGAGGGGGAAGCAGACGACGUCGCAGCUCCAACAUAGUCUCCAUGGUUCGAGAAUCCUUGGGAAAGAAACAAAAUAAGAAGAAGCAGAUGGCUCCGGAGGGAUGCUUCUGGGUGUAUGUGGGACCCCAGAGAGAGAGAUUCUUGGUGAAGAUAGAGCUAGCUAAUCACCCAGUGUUCAAGGAGCUUCUGGAUGACGCAGAGAGCGAGUAUGGAUUCAGAAACGAUGGGCCUAUUAGGCUUCCUUGUGAUGUUAAUCUCUUCUGCGACGCUGUGGCGGAGAUGGAGAUAGAGAUGGAAGAAGAUAAGAUGAGUUCUGCGUCAUGGGCUUGCUCCUUUCAUCCUAAGAGUUAUCCAAACUCACUGAUGCACAGUCCUCUUUCCAAUCUUUCUAACCAUACUGGUACUGCGGAUUACGAGCUGUUAAGCCCCUGCAGAUUGUAUGUUUAG
Neltuma alba is the source of this 513-nucleotide messenger RNA. Its product is annotated as protein SMALL AUXIN UP-REGULATED RNA 10-like. Lineage: Eukaryota; Viridiplantae; Streptophyta; Magnoliopsida; Fabales; Fabaceae. The record is from RefSeq and is a predicted model, not a curated record. Gene Ontology annotation, biological process: response to auxin. Bases 1 to 513 code for a protein of 170 amino acids. The transcript has a single exon.